Aspergillus fijiensis CBS 313.89 is the source of this 3447-nucleotide messenger RNA. Its product is annotated as acetyl-CoA synthetase-like protein. The coding region runs from base 1 to 3375 and encodes 1124 amino acids. The record is from RefSeq and is a predicted model, not a curated record. The transcript is spliced from 3 exons. NCBI's taxonomy places the organism in Eukaryota, Fungi, Ascomycota, Eurotiomycetes, Eurotiales, Aspergillaceae.
AUGACUAUUUCAAUCCAAACCACUGGGAAAGAGAGCGACCAUACUACUGUGCCCCAGCACGAUGCCCAUAAAGACAAUGCAGCACCAAAGGUUCGCUUGUCUCAUCCAGCCAACCUGCCUGGUGUUGCACCGGAAAAGCUGGAAGCUCACGCACUAUCUGCCUGGGCGCUUUUGUUGCACUUUUACAACCGUCAGGACAAUGUGGCCUUCUUGUUUCUUCGGAAUGAAGCACAACAAGAGGAUACAUCCACAACAAAGUCCAUCGCGUCGCACCAAGUGUCAUACGACAUCCAUGAGGACAAGACCCUGCAAGAGCUUCUGGACUCCCUGUCAAAUGUGAAUAAGGCCACGAGUCCGGAGAGUCAGCAGUCGAUGUCUGCGGUAUACAUCGACCAGAGUGAGGAUACACCCCUGGAGGAAGUCGUCGCGGAGCAUAAGAAUCAAAUGAUAGCCAGUCUUCAUCCGACGAAGAUGGAAGUGACUGCUCGGAUAUACUCCCAUGCCCGCGAGCCAUCAGCCGAUCUGUCAGCCGUUGUUGAAGCGUAUAAGAACAUAUGGAAGGCGAUGACAGACAUGCCCUCUUCGAAGAUAGCCCACCUCAAUCUUGCCACAGAAUAUGAUAUAAAACAAUUCAAAAAGUGGCACGCGGACCUGACCCCGAGAUCACCGGAAACAAUCCAUGGAUUGAUCAAUCGAUACUACCGAUCAAGCCCUGGGGACAUUGCGAUACGCAGCACCACUGAAAAACUUACAUUCCAGCAGCUUGGCGAGAUGUCUGCGGCAAUUGCCCACGAGCUAGCGGCCAAAGGCAUCAAGCCAGGCAGCAGAGUCGCAGUCUACCUGGAAAAGUCCGCAUGGGCGAUUGUAGUCAUCAUAGGUGUCCUGCGUGCAGGAGCAGCUUUAAUUCCGCUCGAUGCAUCAUGUCCGGGGGACCGACUGGCCUAUAUUGCCCAGAAAACGGAAAUCCAAGCAUUGAUCACCCAGACAAAGCUCACCGACAUAAUCAGCGAGUCCAUUCGUCAGAACAUCGAGAUCAUCACACUCUCCAGCCUAAUGCAGCUACAAGCUCCAGAGGGCUGGCACACGGAGACAGCCAACGACCCUUGGCAGGUUGCAUAUAUCAUGUUCACGUCCGGAAGUACAGGUAAGCCCAAAGGCGUGGUGCACAUACACCAAGCAGUCGCUGGAGGCUUGCAAGAUGUUACCGAGGCCUUGCACAUGGGCUCGGAUACACCCCAGCUGCAAUAUGCAUCGUUUUCAUUUGAUGCCAGCAUUCUGGAGAUUUUUGGGCCUUUGAUUGUUGGGGGGACUGUUUGUGUUCCAUCGCCGGAAGAAAAGGUAGAGGACCUGCAAUCAGUCAUGCGCAAGCUCGAAGUCACAGAUGCCACUUUGACUCCAGCAGUGGUCGCUCAGCUCGAGCCAGCAAGCUUGCCUUCGCUCAGAGAAAUUUCCAUCGGAGGCGAUGCGCCAAGCUCAAACAUUCUUCGCAAUUGGUCUCGACACGUCACGCUCAAUAACCUAUACGGCACCACAGAAACAUCCGUGUGGGAUACGAUCAAGACCGGCAUGAAGUCAGGCGAUCACCCUCAGAGUAUUGGGAGAGGCAUCCGAGCCAAUUGCUGGGUUGUGGAUCCAGACAACGUGGAAAGGUUACUCCCCAUCGGCGCUAUAGGCGAGCUACUCAUACAGUCUCCAUAUAUCGGGAAGGGUUACCUGGACGAACCAGACCAGACUUCAUCAGCAUUCAUUGAAACUCCGAAGUGGUAUGCUCACUUCCAAGACACCGCAGGGUUUCCAAUGUAUAGAACCGGUGAUCUUGCUAAGCUCGAUGCUGAGGGCGAUGCCAUCUUUAUUGGUCGCGAGAGCGGCUUCGUUAAAAUCCGCGGCAUGCGUGUUGAGCUGACUGAGAUCGAGAGAGUCAUUGAAUCCGUGAUUGCUCCGCGUAAAGCUGCAGUCGUCCUGGCCAGCGUUGACGGGAAAGAAGAGAAUCAGGAGAUUAUGGCUUACGUCGAGACUCCGCACGAUAUCAUUCCGUCGUUGGCUGACGACAUGCAUGCGGCACUGAAAGGACAAUUGCCUUCGUAUAUGAUACCCACGGUUUUUAUACCCAUCGGGUCAAUCCCAUUGACUGAGUCGAAAAAGAAGGAUAGACAGCUGGAUAUCCUCGACGAGCUAAAGCAUAUCCUACCGCAAAUAAACUUGGCGCCUCACCACACCAAGAAGACCAUAUUUGUGACAUCAAUUACCGGGUUCCUUGGAAGUCAAGUGCUGCGCUGUCUACUAGCGGAUCCCAAUGUCGGACAUAUCAUAGGGUUAGUCCGGGCAAAAGAGAUAUCCGAAGCCGAGCAAAAGAUCCAAUAUCAUGCUGAGAUCGGUGACUGGUGGACGGGAAGUCUGGACCCGCGUGUUGAGAUCUGGCUUGGAGAUUUGAGCAAGAAAAAACUGGGGCUGUCUGCAGAAAAAUGGAAGUGCCUCACUGGAGAGUUGAGCGAGACGCGAAUUGAUGGCAUUAUCCACAGCGGAGCGAGAGUCAACUGGCUUGACUCUUAUGAGAGUCUCCGACCGACUAAUGUCGACAGUACCGUGGAGGUUCUUUCUGCUGUGGCGAUGCGAUCCAGCCCAUGUGCUCUGACCUAUGUUUCAGGCGGGUAUCUUCCAGCAGCGGAUGAAUCGAAAAAAGACAUCGCGAGGAAGCUUGAGCAUGCCAGUGGAUAUGAUCAGACCAAGAUGUUGUCGAGGCUGUUAGUGGAGCAGUACAACGACAACGUCUACAGGCUGGAGGACCCAUAUCUUCCAACCGCGCAGACGAUUCAACCCGGCUAUAUUGUUGGAACCAGGACCGAGGGUGUCGCUCAUACGGAGGACUUUCUGUGGCGGCUUGCGUCCAGCAUUCUCAGUCUUGGCGCGAUCAGCGAGGAUUUGACCGACGCGCACAUUCCUGUAGCUGGUGUUGAUCAGAUUGCACGAUUGGUAGUCGAGAGCACAACUAGAAGGGCACCCCAGUCUAAAAGUGACGUCGACUGCUGGGAUGGGCUCACGCUAGGUGAGCUGUGUGCGGUACUGCAGCGGGAGACGGGGAUUACGGUGAAGACCAUGCUACACGACGAGUGGAUGCGCGCACUAAGCUCAGACGUCAGUUCUAGAUCCGACCAUCCAUUUCUUCCUGUGCUGCAGUGGUUUGAAGACAACCAGUGGCAGUUUGCGAGCAAUGUGGUGGAUGGUUCUCAUGAGCCAGUCUUUGAGCGGGAGGAGAUUGUGGAGGCCAUUGUCAGAAGUGUAUCAUAUUUGGUUGAGAUAGGAUUCCUGCCUUGCAAAUACAAGAGAGAGGAGCCAGAAGGCUGUGGAAAAAUGCCGAUAUUCAAGAGAAGUAACUAGAUUAGAGACAGAGGAGGACGAGAGUCGAACAGAAUAAUGAUUGUUGAUAAGGCAUGACCGAGUAAGAGUGAG